GAAAGCAGGCUUUCUCUCAUUCCCGCACGCUCCUUAAUUCCAAUACCGAUUAAUCACCCACAGAAGCUUAAUCCGUUGCACACCCGACACACACCAUGUCCUGGCUCCGCGGCAAAAAGUCUGUCAGCAACCUCAAGGCUUCUGAAGACCUUUCACGAGCGACCACACCCACACCCGAGAACCCCAAUGGCAAACAGGCAAAGCCGAGAUUUAGGUCGGGUUUGCUGACGAUUCGUGUGCUGUGGGCGGAGGGAUUGGCUUUGCCAGCUGGCGUGGCCGUCCCGACCGUUGUCAGUAACGCACUGUCAUCACAACAAGCCAAGGUUGCUGCCUCUGUCUCGCCCUCCAGCGUACACCAACAGCGACUCGCGAAGAAGUCCAAGGGGAACAGGGACAGCGUGCAGCGAACACAAUGCUGGUGGCUCCCCUACCUCGUCAUGGAAUACGAAGUCAAUCAAGUCCUCAUUACACCUUUGGGUGGUGAUCUGGAGAAGCCAUUGUACAUGUAUCAAGCCCAUUUCGAUGUCUCACGAAACUCGGAAAUCUCGUUGCAAUGUUACCUCCGAACGGAAGAGCCCAACUGUGCAGGUGACGGCCUCGCAGACAACCUCGGAAACGAUAUCUUCUUGGGUGGCAUCAAGUUCGUCCCCAACUUUGACGACUUGGGCAGCCAGGAUCAGUGGUAUGACUUUGUCGGAGGAUCUGGAAAGUUGCAGUUGGGCGUUUCGUACCAACCCAACUAUGGUCAAUCCCUCACCAUCGACGACUUCGAGUUGAUGACCGUCAUCGGCAAGGGCAGCUUCGGCAAGGUCAUGCAAGUUCGCAAACGCGACACGAGCCGGAUCUACGCACUGAAGACGAUCAGGAAGGCGCACAUUGUGUCCCGCAAUGAAAUUACACAUACCCUUGCUGAGCGUCUGGUGUUGGCUCAGGUCGACAGCCCAUUCAUCGUGCCCCUGAAAUUUAGCUUCCAGUCUGAACAGAAGCUCUACCUCGUCCUCGCCUUCGUAAACGGUGGUGAGCUGUUCCAUCAUCUCCAACGAGAACAUACCUUCAACGAGGAGCGGGCGCGGUUCUACAGCGCCGAGCUUCUCCUGGCGCUCGAACAUCUCCAUGAACUUGAUGUUGUUUAUCGUGAUCUGAAACCGGAGAACAUCCUCCUUGAUUAUACCGGCCACAUCGCCCUCUGUGACUUCGGAUUGUGCAAGCUGAACAUGAAGGAGAAUGAGAAGACGAAUACUUUCUGUGGAACACCUGAGUAUCUCGCUCCAGAGAUUCUGUCGGGCAAUGGCUAUGAUAAAUCCAUUGAUUGGUGGACUUUGGGUGUCCUGCUCUACGAGAUGAUCCACGGCCUCCCUCCAUUCUACGAUGAAAACACUGACAAGAUGUACGAGAAGAUCUUGAACAAGCCUCUCGAGUUUGGAGAUGAGUUCAGCGAAGAAGCAAGGAGCAUCUUGACCGGGCUGCUGAACCGUGAUCCCUCUCGCCGCCUCGGUGUUAAGGGAGCGGAGGACAUUAAGCGCCAUCCCUUCUUCCAUAAUCAUAUUGAUUUCAAGUUGUUGGCUCAAAAGAAGAUUCGUCCUCCGUUCAAGCCCAGCGUUGUGAGCCCUGUCGACGUAUCGAACUUUGAUACUGUCUUCACGGAAGAAGCGCCGAUUGACAGUUAUGUGGAGAAUUCAAAUCUGUCGUCGACUGUCCAGGCUCAGUUCUCUGGCUUCUCGUUCAACGGUACCAACCUUCCCUCUACUACCCCCUAA
Coprinopsis cinerea okayama7#130 is the source of this 1757-nucleotide messenger RNA. Its product is annotated as AGC/Akt protein kinase. Gene Ontology annotation, molecular function: ATP binding; protein serine/threonine kinase activity. The record is from RefSeq and is a predicted model, not a curated record. NCBI's taxonomy places the organism in Eukaryota, Fungi, Basidiomycota, Agaricomycetes, Agaricales, Psathyrellaceae. The coding region runs from base 96 to 1757 and encodes 553 amino acids. The transcript has 10 exons. Gene Ontology annotation, biological process: protein phosphorylation.